This is a messenger RNA of Egretta garzetta (little egret), 1287 nucleotides long. RefSeq names its product RAP1 GTPase activating protein (gene RAP1GAP). Gene Ontology annotation, biological process: activation of GTPase activity; regulation of small GTPase mediated signal transduction. Gene Ontology annotation, cellular component: membrane; cytoplasm. Gene Ontology annotation, molecular function: GTPase activator activity. The record is from RefSeq and is a predicted model, not a curated record. NCBI's taxonomy places the organism in Eukaryota, Metazoa, Chordata, Aves, Pelecaniformes, Ardeidae. The coding region runs from base 1 to 1287 and encodes 428 amino acids. The transcript has 13 exons.
AUGGCCCAGCAGCGCCACGCCAUCCCCCCACCGCUCAAGACAGAGGAGGACUACAUCCCCUACCCCAGCGUGCAUGAGGUGCUGGGCCGGGAGGGGCCGUUCCCCCUCAUCCUUCUGCCGCAAUUUGGGGGUUACUGGAUCGAGGGCACCAACCACCAGCUGAGCGGGGCACCUGAGUCCCCCCCCACCCCGGCACCCAGCACCCGGGCAAGGCUUGAGGGCAACCACAUGGCCAAGAUCUACCGCAAGCACUUCUUGGGCAAGGAGCACUUCAACUACUACUCCCUGGACCCAGCACUGGGCCACCUUGUCUUCUCCCUCAAGUACGACGAGCAGGAGCACCUCCACCUGCUGCUGCGCACCCGCACCCGCACCCUGCAUGAUGUGGUGCCCAUCUCCUGCCUGGCCGAGUUCCCCAACGUGGUGCAGAUGGCCAAGCUGGUGUGCGAGGAUGUCAACGUGGAUCGCUUCUACCCCGUGCUCUACCCCAAGGUGAACAGGGUGCUGGGGGGGAGGGAGCAUGGGCACCCAUGGGUGGGGGGCACCCUGGGGUGCUCCCCACCCAACUUCCACCCCGACCCCAGGUUCAGGGUGCCUGUCCCCCCUUUUACACCCAGAUUUCGGGGGGGGCUGGAUGUGACCCACGGGCAGACGGGCAGCGAGUCAGUCUACUGCCACUUCCGCGACAAGGAGAUCAUGUUCCAUGUCUCCACCAAGUUGCCCUACACCGAGGGGGAUGCCCAGCAGCUGCAGCGGAAGCGUCACAUUGGCAACGACAUUGUGGCCAUCGUCUUCCAGGAUGAGAACACCCCCUUCGUCCCCGACAUGAUUGCCUCCAACUUCCUCCACGCCUUCGUGGUGGUGCAGCUGGAGCAGGGAGGCUCCCAGGGCACCCUCUACAAGGUCUCUGUCACUGCCCGUGAUGCUGUGCCCUUCUUUGGCCCGCCCCUGCCUGACCCAGCCGUCUUCAGGAAGGGGAGUGCUGUGCCUGCAGCGAUGCUGUGCACGUGUGUGCCGCGUACACCGGGUGCUCUCUGCGUGGGUGCUGUGCACCCUGGCUCCCCCGAGAGCCGCCGGCACCCCGACAGGGCUGAGAAGCCGGAGCCCCUGGAUUUCUCCCGCUCGUCCUCCAGUGCCAGCAGCUUCGGCAGCGCCGUGGAGGAGCCCAGCGAGCCGGGCAGGGAGAGCCGCUCACCCUCGGGGACCCACCACGACGCCUUCACUGACACCCCCUGGCCAGAUGACCCCCCUGGUAGCCCCCCAGGCUGCAAGAGCCCCUUCCCCUAG